AUGCAAGGACAACAACCUCUUGCUCCAGUUCCUGUCCCACAAGCUGCAACAGGGCCAGAUUUUCGUGCUUUCUUCAUAAUGGAUCCUCUAGAGUUUGCAGGUGGCCUAGACCCGGUGGUAGCUCAUGAUUGGUUGGCUAGUAUGGAGAGGAUAUUCCAGGCAAUCCAGUGUAUUGAAGAAGAGAAAAUGAUAUUUUCUACGCAAAAGAUGAAAGGACCGGCUCUUAGGUGUGUUCGGACCCAAAGAGAAAGAGAGUUCCAGAACUUCAAGCAAGGCAACUUGUCUGUUUCUGAGUAUGCUGAGAAGUUUGAAGACAUGGCUGAUUACUCACGACAGGCUGUUUACGCUCCUGAUGAGUUAUGGAAGAUUGAUCAAUUCUUGAUGGGUCUAAGGGCCGACAUUGCUCAUAGUGUGUCCCAAAGGGAGUUCACUACAUAUGUUGAAUGUUUGAGGCAGUGCUAUGUUGCGGAGAACAGCUUGAAAGGGGUUCAAGAAGAGAGGAACCAAAACAGGACUAAUUUUAGAGACCAAGGGAGAUCUACCCAGCACUUGAAGCCCCGUAGUUCUCCAUCGAAGAAGAAGCAAGGAUAUGGUGACCAAUCGGCUCAACCUCCUUAUUGUCACAAGUGCAAGAAGAGACAUACCGAGGAGUGCAAACCCACUUCUGUUACUUGUUUCGAGUGUGGCGAGCAGGGUCAUAUAUCUCCGCAUUGUCCUAGAAAGAAGACUCUUAAGAAGACUGCAGGUCGUGUGUACACCUUAGAUGCAAGGAAGGAAAAAGGGAACAACAAUCUCAUUGCGGUUUUCAUGGAUUACAUGAAUCAAAUAUUUCAACCGUAUAUGGACCAGUUUGUGGUGAUCUUCAUUGAUGACAUCUUGGUGUAUUCUCGUUCUCCCGAAGAACACGAAGAGCAUUUGCAGAUUGUGUUAUCUACUCUUUGA
Molecule: messenger RNA, 942 nt
Organism: Vicia villosa (hairy vetch)
Lineage: Eukaryota; Viridiplantae; Streptophyta; Magnoliopsida; Fabales; Fabaceae
Exons: 3
Coding region: 1-942 (313 amino acids)
Molecular function (GO): zinc ion binding; nucleic acid binding
Source: RefSeq, a predicted model, not a curated record